Thlaspi arvense is the source of this 513-nucleotide messenger RNA. The record is from the annotation of a GenBank genome assembly. Lineage: Eukaryota; Viridiplantae; Streptophyta; Magnoliopsida; Brassicales; Brassicaceae.
AUGACGAGCGUGACUGGGUGUGGUUCGAUGAGCCUGAUUACCAACCGCAGCGCGUUCUUGGGAAACGGACUGCAACACCGUGCCGUUUUCCUCAAGCCAUUUUCGUCGUCUUCGCUUCAGUCUCGGUCGAUGGUGGUCGAAGCCAAAACCAAAACCAGCAGCGAAGACAGAAUCGCCCGCCAUUCUCGCAUCCGUAAGAAGGUUAAUGGAACAACAGAGAGGCCAAGGCUUUGCGUGUUUCGGUCAAACAAGCAUCUCUAUGUGCAAGUGAUCGAUGAUACCAAGAUGCACACCUUAGCUUCAGCUUCCACCAAGCAGAAACCUAUCUCUGAGGAGCUCGACUACACUUCAGGACCAACCAUUGAGGUAGCUAAGAAAGUUGGGGAAGUUAUAGCGAAAUCUUGCUUGGAGAAAGGCAUCACAAAGGUGGCCUUUGACCGUGGUGGUUACCCUUACCAUGGACGCAUUGAAGCUCUUGCCGCUGCAGCACGUGAACACGGUCUUCAGUUUUAA